Molecule: messenger RNA, 5276 nt
Organism: Polypterus senegalus (gray bichir)
Lineage: Eukaryota; Metazoa; Chordata; Cladistia; Polypteriformes; Polypteridae
Exons: 4
Coding region: 360-3776 (1138 amino acids)
Molecular function (GO): GTP binding; protein binding
Source: RefSeq, a predicted model, not a curated record
AGAAGAGCAUCAGCUGUGCAGAGCGUGAAACACCUUGAAGUGCCGGGAGUAACAAUGGGGGCAUUUCUGCGCAAGUGGUGGCCAUCAUUGGCGAUUCACUCUUCGAGACGAUUUCUGAAUGCUCAAAUGACUCGUUCCGCUCUUUCAAGAGGAAUAGCGGUGAUUUCGUGGUGAGUAGCGGCCUUGAGAGCUUCAGUGUUUUCAGUUCGGUGUGUGUAUACUUUCGACUUGAGAGAGCCCCACAAGAAGAAAUCACAUGGAGUGAGAGCAGGCGAACAUGAAGACCACCUGACAUCACUGCGUAUGGAGGUCAGCUUCCCCGGCUGGGAUUCUCAUCUCAAGAUGGCUCACCUUUGGAGAUGGCCGCCCUGGGCCGACCUUUCCAGGUGGGGAUGCUCUAUGACUGUCGCACUGAUUCACUCAUUCCAGAUGUCAAUCUAUGGGACUUGGAAAACCUUAAGAAAGACCUCAAAAUUAGACCUCAGAAGGACACGCAGUUCAAAAUCAUCACUUUGGACUCCUUGGAUGAGAAAACUUCCCUCUUAAAUAUGACAGCCUCACUUAAAGCGAGCUUCUUGUGUGGCUUGGUUGAGGUUGCUGGAGCUGCCAAGUACCUCAAAGACACCAAAUCAUCCAAACGACAGUCCAGGGUCACCCUGCACUACAGCACGACCACCAGAAUGGAGCAGUUCAGCAUGAGCCACUUGGGUAAUCAGAACGUCGUCUAUCCAGAAGUGUUUGAGCAGAAAUCGGCCACCCAUGUUGUCACAGGCGUGUUGUAUGGUGCUCAGACAUUUUUUGUUUUUGAUCAAUGGGAUACUAAAGUGGAAGAGAACCGAGAUAAUAAAGGAAAACUAGAAACAUUAAUUAAAAAAUAUAUUUCCGUAGAUGGAAAAAGAGACUUAAAAAUGACAGAUGCUGACAAGGAAACCGCUGACCAUCUUAACUUCACAUUCUAUGGUGAUUUUCUCCUUGAUCACAAUCCUACAAGCUUUCAGGAUGCCAUGCAGAUUUACAACAAUUUGCCAAAGCAUAUUGACGAAGAUGACAAGCUAGCAGUGCCCGUCCAGGUCUGGUUGUACCCGCUGAAACAUCUCAACUCACAGGCUGCUAGGCUGGUACAAGAGAUCAGUGUGGCACUUGUGUCCAAAUCUCAGGAGGUCCUGGAGGAAUUAGACAAGCACAUUAUGAGGUGUAAUGACAUCAUGAAGGACGGUGUUGUCAAUAACUUUCCUAUAAUAAGGAAAAAUGCAAAUGACUUUAAAUCAAUGCUUAAUCAAUUUAAAUAUACCUUCCAGAAUGAACUGGCAAGGGUCUUGCCAAAUAUCAGGGGGGGUAAUGCAAUUGAAGAAGAGCUGGCGAACAUUCUGAAGAAGAAGGAAGAGUCACCAUUUAAGAAGUGUGUCAUAACAACAUGGCUGGAUAAAAGAGAAAAGGAAAUCACUAUGCUUAGAAGUUUCUUAAAUCGAAUUGAAGAAAUGAAACUUGAUAUUGUUAUAAAUGACCUGGAUACAUUAAUUUACAAUACUAGUGUUAAAAGUGUUGUCUGCUUGACUUUCACUUCACUCCACGUGUGUCAGUCAUACAUGUCAGAAAUGGAACGCUAUCUUCAAGCCCCUUCUAGGAAGUCCUCAUAUCAUCUGUCAGAGCCAAGUGAAGAGUUAAUCAUCCAGAAUUUCAGACAGCAUUCCCAGAGUUUCAUUGAGUUUGCUGAAAUUAACCAAAACAGCAAAACAAUGAGAUUCCUCGUCCACUCGAUCCCUGAUGUUGAAUAUCUUGGGGCAACAAUCUAUUUGUAUGAAUGUGGGCGUCUCAUCAACCAAAACUUUCAGCUUCCAUCAAAACCUGAGACUCUUGUGGUUGACUCCCAAACAGAAGACAGUGUAACCCUAAAGUUAAGACCACCAAAGUGUGACAUUAAAGGGUACAGAGUGGAGUAUAAGCGACUAGAAGAUGAAGAGUGGAAGACUAUCAACACAACUAAUAAAACUGUAAAAUUUACAGAGUUACGUCCAGCUUCAACAUAUCAACUCAGACACAGAGCCAUUUGUCAAGUUGGUGUGAGUCAGGCCAGUGAUACGAUUGAAGUGAGGACACUGCCUGUUAAAAAGCCUAUGGGAAGACAUGCUAUAAAAGACAAAUGUAAGGAGAUAACAGAUGGAAAAUUAAGACUUUACCUUUUGCCUUUGAAAUCACAGUUCAUUAAUACUGUGAAGAAGAUAGAAACAUGUUCCUUUGGAAACAGAACAUCCAUGAAACCUUUAAAAACAAUUAUGGUCCUUGGAGCAACAGGUUCUGGCAAAUCCACCCUGAUCAACGGAAUGGUUAACUUUAUCUUAGGUGUCCACUGGGAGGACGACUUCAGGUUCAAGUUAAUCCAUGAAGAAACAUCUAGAAGUCAAGCUGAAAGCCAAACUUCUGCUGUCACUGCCUAUGAAAUGAACUACCAGGAUUAUUUCAAUGUCCCAUACUCUAUCAGUGUAGUCGACACACCAGGUUUUGGAGACACCAGAGGAAUUGAUUGGGACAAGCAAAUCACUGAGCAGAUACGAGAAUGUUUUGUAUCUCCACAGGGUGUCCAGCAUAUUAACGCAGUGUGCUUUGUAGUUCAGGCUUGCCUAGCUCGACUGACACACACACAAAAGUACAUCUUUGACUCCAUUUUGUCCAUUUUUGGUAAAGACAUAGCCAAUAACAUCCUAGUCUUGACCACAUUUGCAGAUGGACAGCGUCCACCAGUUCUGGAUGCCAUCACAGAGUCUAACAUUCCAUUCCCCAAAGAUGAGAAAGGGUGCCCUCUCUUUUUCAAAUUUAAUAAUUCAUCCCUUAUUGCUAAUCAUGAUGAGACUAAUAGCAGUGAUGAUCAGAUGUUUGACAAAAUGUUUUGGGACAUGGGUGCAAAGAGCAUGGAGAGGUUUUUUAAGGCUUUAGAGAAGAUGGAUGCUAAAAGUUUAGCACUAACUAAAGAGGUGCUUGAAGAGCGCAAGCACUUGGAGACAUUAGUGGAAGGACUACGGCCUCAAAUCAAAGCUGAACUGAGUAAACGUGAAGAAAUUAGACAAACCCGUGACAUUUUAAAUAAACACAUUACUGACAUAGAAAGCAAUAAGCAUUUUGAGUAUGAAGUGGAUGUAACUGAAACAAAAAUAGAGAGCAUUGCAGGCACUGGGGAGUUCAUCACUAACUGCCAGAAAUGCAAAUUCACCUGUCAUUAUCCGUGUUCUUUACCAAAUGAUGAGAAUAAGAUCAAAUGUUCUGCUAUCAGGGACGAGGUCUGCACUGUUUGUCCCGGUAAGUGUGCGUGGAAUAUUCACUCCAACCAACAGCACAGAUUCAUCUAUGAAACUAAAAGGGUCAAAAAGACUUAUGAUGCGCUUAAGAAGAAAUAUGAAGAUGCACAAGGGGAAUUGAUGACAACUGAACAAGUGCUUGAGCGGCUUCAGCAUGAACUGGAUGAUAUGAUAAACUCGAUUUACAAACUCAUUACAGAGUCUCAUGAAAGUAUUAAACGACUUGAACAAAUCGCCCUCAGACCAAACCCGCUCUCCUCUCCAGAGUACAUUGAGCUCCUCAUUCAGGCUGAGGAACAAGAGGCAAAGCUGGGAUGGAUGGAGCGAGUGAAGUCACUGCAGGAAGUGAAAGAAAAGGCAGAAAUAAUAGCAAAUCAUAAUAGAAAAGAUGAAAUGCCACCAAGUGUCCAAACCAGUAGUCAAAAGAGAAAAUCGUCAGAGACAAUGUGCCCACAAAAUAGCAAAGUUGCAAAGCAUACCUUCUGAAAAAAAAAAAAUUACCAAAAGUAAAUUUGCUAUAUGUGGUUCAAUCUUGGAUACUGAAUAACUGUUUUUGGACCUUUGUAUCUGCACAACUGAUGAUAUCUGUUACAGAAUAUGAUUUUAUUAUGAAAUAAUUAAGAAUGUUAAAGUGUUUUUUAUUUAUCUUUUUUAUUCUAACUACUUUAUUUAAAGCAUUUUUGUAAGAAAGCUCAGUAUUAAACUGUAACUUUGACUAUUUGUAUUUAACUGUAACUUCUGAUCUCAGUUAAAGUAACUUAUCUAACCACAAAAAGAGGAGAUGUUAGUAGAGACAGCAGACCACCAAUUAAAAUUGCAAAAAUGAAAGUUUCCACCGCAUUAAGACAGUCUGGCAGCAUGAAACUGAAGGACAAAGUGGGCAUUGUCCAUUCAUUUAGGUAUGUAGUGGCACACAAGGCCUGUUAAGACAGCAGAUUUUAUUUAGAAAUUCAGCUCUACUUCCCAACCUGUAUUCCUAGGUGAAUGGGUGUACUGCACCUCGUACCAACAGUUUGGUCAGCUCUGAUCUAUACCUGAUAACAAAAGUAUAAAUCAGAGUUGAGGAGGCACGCCAUUGAAAGUCCUUCAGACAAAAAGGCACCCAAAAUGGCGUUCAUUUUAAGGUGAACUGUGACUGGAUAUGAUGGACAAAAUAAGGCACCUAUAAGGUGAAACUGGAGAUGUGUAACUGGAAUGGACCUUGAUCCAACCACCAGAGGUUUCACCUACCUUCAAAGCUAGUUGCAUUAAUCUCAUCUGUCUCUUUUGGGGAGAACUAAAUACUCAAAAUGCACUCUUUAUUGGAGAUUUGAAAGCUGAUGAUCCACUCUUUUUGGGGUGAGAAGUCACCAAUUCUCUAUGGAGCAAAAGGUUCACAAACUUACUUUGUAAUGGAAGCCAUUACCCAUAGAGCCUUGGAGCUGGAUGAGUUGAAUAAGCUCCAACAUCCAAUCAGCCAAGCUGAGCUCUGUGCCAGUGACUGAGCCCAGACUGAGAAGCAGCCAUAACUUCAAGAAGGGAACUUCAGUGCCUACACUCUUCUGCUGGAGAGGACCUAAAAACGAGCUGACAAAGGCAGCAUCACACCACACCAUGGACAAAGGACCAUGCAGAAGAGACAAACUGUGCACUCCAACACAAGAAGGGUCAUCCACUUGAACCGUAUAAAUGUAUCGGUAGCAAGAUAAAUCAGGACUCUAAAUAGCCAGUAAACAGCCUGUAUCUCUUUUGUAAGAUGUUUGUCUGUCUUACAGCCUGUCUUCUAUGUCAAUAAAUAUGCAAUUAUCAUAUUAUCAACAAAUUGUUUUAAUCAGGUUCUUAAAACAAGUGGACUUCAGUUACCUUGAUAAAUGUCUAUGGCAGGCAGGAGACCCCUACUAUAGAGAAAGUUAAGAAAAUAAUGUGGGAGCCUUACCUCUUCUUCUUUUCCUUCGGCUGCUCCAGUUAGGGGUCACCACAGCGGAUCAUCUUUUUCCAUAUCUUUCU